Xylona heveae TC161 is the source of this 2470-nucleotide messenger RNA. RefSeq names its product GARP complex subunit. NCBI's taxonomy places the organism in Eukaryota, Fungi, Ascomycota, Xylonomycetes, Xylonales, Xylonaceae. Gene Ontology annotation, cellular component: GARP complex. Gene Ontology annotation, molecular function: syntaxin binding. The record is from RefSeq and is a predicted model, not a curated record. Gene Ontology annotation, biological process: endocytic recycling; Golgi to vacuole transport; retrograde transport, endosome to Golgi. The transcript has 7 exons. Bases 109 to 2151 code for a protein of 680 amino acids.
GAGCUCGACGGUGUGACUGAUACUAUGUCAUGAAACCGCAAAUGGUUUUGGAAGCUGUGAAUACAUCUACCAACUCUAUCAAACGCCUACUAUCGAUGGGAUCCUGAUAUGUGGCUGGAUCGUUUGGCGGGGCACACGGCGUCUGGCUCGCCAGGAGCUCAGAAUAACAGGUCGUACUCUCCGGCGGCGCCCCGACGGACCUCACACUUGGCUCCACGAUCUUCCUCAGCACGGCCUGGGCUAAGUCCGCGUGCAUCGACACUAUCUCUCAUUUCAAACACAUCUACAAGCUCUCUUCCUAGUGCUGCCCGCUUGCCGAAUGGCUCGAGUCUACGGAAUCAAGUUUCCCAGACAGCUCCCUUGGAUGUGCCCGAUCCCAUUCAUAUACUCCAAGGGAUAAUUGGAGUCGAGAUACCCAAGAAACAGGAUCCAGCUGACAGUACCUGGAAGAAAAGGAAAGUGGAGAAGCCUGUCGACAUAGUCGAAAAUCCGGAUUUUGGAAAUCUAAGUUUGGAGGCUUUCGCGGAGGGCGCAAUUGUACGCCAAGAUGUUUCAAAACAUGCUGUACAUAAGAUGAAUGCGCAGUCAAUUGCAGAGUACGAGAAGGAUAAAGACAAGUUCGAAGAGUUGCAUCGUUCAAUCACUGCCUGCGAUAAUGUUCUUAAGACUGUUGAAGCAUACUUUACAACGUUUGAAACUGACCUCGGCGCUGUCUCCACUGAGAUCGAGACACUGCAAGCACAAUCGACCGCCCUGAACAACAAGCUCGAAAACCGGCGGCUUGUAGAAAGGGCCCUUGGCCCUGCGGUGGAGGAGAUCAGCAUCGCUCCUACCUCGGUGAGAAAGAUUGCGGAAGGACCAGUAGAUGAGGCUUGGAUAAAAGCACUCAAUGAGUUAGAGAGUCUUGCCAGAAAUCUCGACAAGAAGUUUCCUGGACAAGAACAAGUAAAGGCUGUAGAGGAUAUACGCUCUCCGUUAGAGAACUUGAGACACCGGGCUAUCGAACGGAUCAGGGAUUUCUUGGUUACUCAGAUUAAAUCCUUGCGGACCCCGAAUGUCAAUGCUCAGAUUCUCCAACGGCAGAAUUUCCUCAAGCACAAAGAUGCGUACAAAUUUUUGGCGCAACAUCACGCUCAACUUGCGGGAGAAAUUGGUCAGGCUUAUAUCAACACCAUGCGUUGGUAUUAUGUGAGUCACUUUAGUCGGUAUCAAAAAGCUCUGGAGAAACUCAAGGUUCAUGUGUUCGAUAAACACGAUGUGCUCGGUUUGGAUGAACAUGGACGAAGAAGUCAUCUUGGUGGUUCAAAGGCCGCCGCUGCGCCUCACGAUGCUUUCAAUCUAGGCCGCCGUAUCGAUCUCCUUCGAACGACGAACGACGCAGCGAUUUCUUCUUACCUUGCAGAAGAGGACAAGUCUACUCAUUACCUCGAGGUACCGUUCCGAAACUUCAAUCAAGCUCUGAUCGAUAAUGCCUCCGCCGAAUUUUUGUUUCUCACAGAGUUUUUUGCGCCAAACUCAUUCCACGACAUCUCGCGCAAAUUCAUGGAGAUUUUUGAGCCAACAUUUGCUCUAGGCCAAGCACUUACGAAACAAUUAAUCGACACAACUGUUGAUUGCUUAGGCGUCCUUUUAUGUGUCCGACUUAACCAAAAGAUGGCAUUCAAACUUCAACGCAGAAAGGUCCCCACUGUCGAAACUUACAUCAAUGGAACCAAUAUGCUGUUGUGGCCGCGUUUCCAGAUAAUUAUGGACAUGCAUUGCGAUUCUAUUCGGCGAAUUGCCAGUGCCACGUCAAGGAGUGCAACAUCUGCACUUUCUUUGAGUGCGCCGGACGCCUCAAAGCAGUCGGCAGCGCCGCACUACCUAACACAACGUUUCAGUCAGCUCUUGCAAGGUAUACUUGCUCUGAGCAGUGAGGCUGGAGAUGAUGAGCCGGUAUCAAGCAGCCUCGGACGAUUAAGGACUGAAUACGAAGCAUUCUUAAUGAAAAUAAGCAAAGGCGUCACGGAUCCCCGAAAGAAGGAGCGGUUUCUCUAUAAUAACUAUUCCCUUGUUCUCACCAUUAUUACUGACACCGAAGGCAAGCUGUCAGAUGAACAGAGAGAGCAUUUUGAAGUUUUGAAGCGUGCAUUUAGUGAGAGUUCGGGAUGAAACUUUCUUCUACUCCUAGUUAUUACAUUUUGAUGGACGCAUUUCCAACGGCGCCAAAGUGGUAUCGGACAAAAAGGCCUCGUUAUCUGUUUAGACUUUCUCCUUGAAUUUGUCCAUUCGUCAUUUUAGACCGAGACUGAGUCGCCUUCGUAUAAGCAUAAGGAGUCUUGAACUGAAUAUCUCGGCAAUUUUUCAAUUGUGGCUCGCGAGGCUUCCAAUCCAGACACACCUUUCAGUUGGUUCCGCUUUCUACGUGAAGUGAAUGGCUACAUGUUAAUCAAUUGGAACCUUCCCAUAUUCCAGCAAGCAAAGAGUAGGC